AUGGCGGAUGUUACGACCACGGCCAAUGCUGCACAACCUACUGUCUGCGACCACUGGUCCGGGACUCUGUCCUGUGGCGAUGGAAAGAACAAAAUGAUGAUUGACUGGCACUGGGAUGUUUUCACCAGCUAUGCAGUUGCAUUGGAGCAAUGCAAGCGCACCAGACGCCUAGCGCUGCGCCUGGCGUCGACACCCAGUGCCCACUGGCACCCACUGGCAACCCACUGGGGCAUCCACUGGGUGCAGCAGAAGCAACCGGAUCAAAUCAAAUGGGACCAAACUCGACCUGAAGAAGGAGCCCGCAUGAGCCAGUUGAGACCAGACAUACAUGACGCUCCCAAUGUUCAGCUAGUAGUAAUGCGAUGUUGGAGACAUGGGCUUGAGGGCACCAGUCGCACACUCGCAGGCAAGCUGGCACACCGCACCAGACCAGGCUAG
This is a messenger RNA of Pochonia chlamydosporia 170, 438 nucleotides long. RefSeq lists its product as hypothetical. Lineage: Eukaryota; Fungi; Ascomycota; Sordariomycetes; Hypocreales; Clavicipitaceae. The transcript has a single exon. The record is from RefSeq and is a predicted model, not a curated record. Bases 1 to 438 code for a protein of 145 amino acids.